GUGGAAUUGAGAUGAUGAGAGAUUUUUGGUAUUUAUUUUGUAUUGUAAUUCAAAAAUUUAUUUUAAUAACAUUCAGCAUUUAAAUCAGUUGGUUGAUCGAAGAGGUCAUCUCCGCAGGACGCAUCCCUUUAACUGAUGUUUCGAAACGCGCACAUAAAAAUUUUAAAUAAAAAAUCAUCGGGCGUACUUCCUCCGGUGCGUGGGAAACCAACAUCGACCGUUUCAUGGGCGAUUUCGAAAGCUCUUCGGGCGACCGCCAUCAAUAUUUGUUUCCGUAAUUAAAUCCUUUUUCCAUCGAGGGCGGAAGGCGCACCGUUCGGUACCCGCGUAAGCCACCACACUGUAUUGGGUUGCUCGAAAAACCGGCGGAUUUCGUGAAAGUGUCUUGGAAACAUGAAGGAGACACGCUCUCUGAUCGCCGAUGAUUCAUCGAAGAAUUAUGAUCCGAGUGUAAUCGACCACGCUUUUCGAAAACUGAACAGAAAUUAUACGAAUUUUUUAAUAUGGAAAAUCGAGAACAUGACUGUAACGGCAAUACCCAAAGACCAAUAUGGCACAUUUUACACCACAGAUGCCUAUGUAAUAUUCGCAGCCUCAGUUUCCGGGCAACCAUGCAGCACAGACUCAGUCUCGAAGGAAACAAAAAAUACCAUAGAGUACCACGUACACUUUUGGCUAGGCUCCGAGGUCAACCCGGAUAAAUCCGGCGUAGCGGCCUACAAAACCAUGGAAUUGGAUAAUUUCCUGAACGGGCACACCACCCAGCACAGGGAAACUGAAGGAUUCGAAAGCGCCAGGUUCUUGAGCUACUUCAAAAACGGAAUAAAAAUUCUCAAACCGGAGUUAAUAAACAAUUGUCAAACCGUGAAAUUGUAUAGAGUAAGAGGCAAACAAACGCCUAUUGUUAAAGAAAUGCCGAAAAUUACUUGGGAAUACUUUAACAGUUCGGACGUGUUUCUGGUCAGAACAAUGAAGACCAUUUUCGUGUGGUCGGGAAGGGCUUCGGAUGCCGUCGAAAAAUUACACGCCGCCACUAUUGCCAAAGAGAUGAAAGACAAGCAAAAGGUCCCAAAUUUAACGUUCGUCGAUGAUGGUUACGAGAAAACUUUGUCCGACGAUUCAAAAAAGGAAUUCAACAACUAUUUACCGCUAGAGAAGAGGAACAUUUUACCCGAUGAACAGGAGAACGGGUUAAAUGGCCACCGCCAAAAAUCCUCGACUAAAUUAUACAGAUGUUCAGAGAAAAACGGUAAAUACAGGGUGACCGAGCUGAAAACGGGUCCUUUUAGUCAACAGGACUUAAAUCAGGAGGAUGUUUACAUUGUGGAUCAAGAAUGCGAAGGAAUAUGGGUAUGGGUGGGCAGAAAAGUGAACGAAAAAGAGCGCUGCGAAGCCUUACGAAACGCCAGGGGCUUCGUAAAGAAGAAAAAAUACCCCUCUUACACCAAAGUAACCAGAGCAGUCGACGGGCACGAACCGCAGGAAUUCAGGAUGCUAUUCGCAGACUGGAAAUCCGAUCACAAAGGUCCCAAACCUACUAUAUUAGUGUCGAAAUACGACGCCUUAUCCAUGGAGGAACGACCUGGUUUAGCAGCAGAGACCCAACUCAUCGACGAUGGCACGGGAAGCAUGACGAUCUGGAGGGUGGACGCCGCCAAUGAGCUGGUGGAGAUCCCGCAGGAGCGACACGGGUACUUCUUCUCGGGGGAUUGUUACGUGAUUUUUUACACUUACCACACCGUUACCGAGCAAAGGCAUUUGUUGUAUUCUUGGUUGGGUUCUAAUGCUUCUCAACAAGAAAUAACCAUCACCGCGUCCAAACUGGUCGAAAUCGACGAGGAAUUAGGCCAAACUGGUUUCCAAGCCCGGCUCAUCCAAGGCAAGGAAACUGCCCACUUUCUGCAACUCUUCAAAGGAAAAUUCACCGUUUUCAAAGGACGCGGCGUCGAAUACGACGAAACCGGUAAAAACAUGAAAAAUCCCUCUCACUAUCUCCUGCAAGUGUUCGGUUCGACCACUUACAGUUCCAAAGCGAUGCAGGUCAGCGUGAAGGCGUCUUCGUUCGAUUCGAAUUACUGCUUCGUGUUGAGGCGAUCUAAAAAGUACUACAUUUGGUCUGGGACGUACUCCACCGGGGACCAGCGGGAGAUGGCCAAAAAUUUCGCUGGAAAGGACUUCGAGCUCAUUUUAGAAGGAAAAGAAAGAGAAGAUUUUUUUAACCUAUUAGGUGGUAAAAUGUUGUACUCAACGAAAAUUGUUAAGCACGAAUUCGACCCGAAACCUCCCAGGCUUUUCAGGUGUUAUUCCUUACACGGGCAAUUUAAAGCCGAUGAAAUCAGAUUCUUCAGCCAAAAAGACCUGGUGCCCGAGCACGUGAUGUUCCUCGACGCCUACGACACAGUCUACAUUUGGAUAGGGCGCUUGUGCACCAGAGAAGAGAAGCGAUUAAGCGCUCAAAGAGCUAUCGAAUAUUUAGAAUCAGAUCCAGCUGAUAGAGAUAUGGAUACAGCGCUCAUUCACAUCCAGCAGGAAAAGGAACCGCCGACGUUCACGGGAUUCUUCCCGCAUUGGGACAAGAAAUUCUGGAAGCAGUACAAGACGUUUUCGAAGGUUCGUUUGGAAUUCGAAACGAAAACCUGCUCACACGGCGUUAACGGAUCCACGAAUGGAUUUUCCCAGCACCAAGAAGGCGCAGAGGACAGCGAAUUCGAUCAGUUCGAAAAAUAUCCUCUCAGCGUUUUGAAGGAACCUAACGAGAAGUUACCGGCUAGAGUCGACGCUUUUAAUAAGGAAUUGCACCUCACGCACGAUGAUUUUGUAUCAACGUUUAAAAUGGUUUACAAGGAUUUUGAGAAGUUGCCAAAAUGGAAGCAGCAGGAGAUGAAGAAGAGAGCUGGGCUUUUCUAGCCGAAACAUUCCACUAAUUUAUUAUAGAUUUUAUUUUAUUGUAGAAAGUUGAUAGUUCUAAUUUUUAUAAACACACUUCUUAUUUUUAUAACGAGUUUUGUCGAAUGCACCUAUAGACUUUAAGUAUGACUUGUAAAGAUUUAACUCGAAACAAAGUUUAAAAAAGAAGAAAACUAUGUAAUUUGAAACAAGUUAAUAAAACCCG
Messenger RNA from Phyllotreta striolata, 3112 nucleotides. Lineage: Eukaryota; Metazoa; Arthropoda; Insecta; Coleoptera; Chrysomelidae. The record is from the annotation of a GenBank genome assembly.